AUGAACCAAAUUUUGACGCCCACAAUUCCAUUGAGGGUCCCUUAACACAUGUUUUAAACAAAAGGGAAAAAUAAUAAAAAAGGCAAAAUAAAAACAAAGAACCGCUGCUUAGCGCGGACUUUUUAGAGCUGGUAAGAAGCCCUUAUGUGCCCUCUUUGUAUUGGUCGAUUCCUUCAUCUUCUCUCCAUACUCUUCGAUCCCUUCCUCUGAUCUCCACCGUUCCGUCUCCAAUCUUCGAUUUCGAUUGUCAGCACCGCCGUGAGAUUGCAUGCACCUGAGACUUCGCUGAACUCCCCACUUCAAUGAUUCACUUUGUUUCUUGGUUCUUGCAUCUUGCAUCUUGUAUAACAAUCUCUAACUUAAGGGAGUCAAUUCUCGUGAUUCGCCUCCUCUUACUCUUUCCUCUUCUUCUUCUCUCUCAGGUGUUGGGAGAAUCUGAAUCUACCAGAGAAGGUAAUGCUCAAGAGAUACAUUGUUCUCGAGAAAGAAGCCGAGCAGCUUGGCAGAUUAUACAAGAUGUGGAGCGAAGACAUAAACUUGUGGAGUUGGACAUAAAGCUUGUGGAGCAAUCAAAUGUCAUUGAUGUGCCUGGUUUGUCUUAUAGAAACAUCCAUUCCAUUGCCUCAACUGCUAUUGGAGAGAUGGUAAUUUCAUUCACUCACUCCCCUCUUUUGUUACCUCUUCCAUGUUUGUUUAAAAUUUCUAAUUAUAAAUUUGUAUUUCUAUUUUAAUAUGUUUUUAUGUUA
Messenger RNA from Brassica oleracea var. oleracea, 746 nucleotides. RefSeq lists its product as uncharacterized. The coding region runs from base 303 to 731 and encodes 142 amino acids. The transcript is spliced from 4 exons. The record is from RefSeq and is a predicted model, not a curated record. NCBI's taxonomy places the organism in Eukaryota, Viridiplantae, Streptophyta, Magnoliopsida, Brassicales, Brassicaceae.